AUGUUUCCCUUAGUUGCAGGAAACAAGGAUAAGUAUUUUAUUUCCAUGCCUCUUGUCACACCAGCAAGUUCUUCUACAACAGAAACAACAAAUUAUUCUAGGUUAUGCCGCGUGCUUGUCGAUUUGGGCUCUUGUGCCCUCAGGGAUUGCUUCGAUUCUAUCUGCACACCACCAACCCUUCACAGAGUCUUGGCAGCUAAUCAGCUCACCUUGCAAAAUUUGAGAUCACGAAGGAUCAUCAAUGCAACGCAAUGGGGAAAACUCUUUCCUGCCAUCCCUACUUCAGUCUCAUCAAAGAAUUUUGACAUCACUUUAUUGAUGACUUUGCUGCGCAAUAUAUGCGGUCUUGCUCCCCCAAUGACAGGAUGGGAUGUGCUCCCUGCGGCCACUGACACGAGCUGUGAAGCAGACAUCGCACGAGUCAAAUACUUCAGAAACGUGGUGUAUGCUCAUGCUGAACACGCUUCCGUUGAUGAUUCAGAAUUUCAAAGACACUGGAAAGACAUCCGGGAUACUCUGGUGCGGCUAGGAGGAGUUAACUAUGAGGUCAAAGUCUGCUAUUAUUCCUGUUGUUGUUGUUGCUUUUUUUUUUCUAACUACAAAUUUUCAGGAAAAUCUUAAUACGUACAUUAUAAACCUAUACAUUUAUUUAACGACACCCAGCCUUAUUUUCGUGGCUUACUUUUUAGAACCCUUAGAAAUUGGCAUGGGAGGUGCGGGAAAAGCCUGGGAAUGAUAGAAUGUUCACAGCCCUUCAUUUUCCCUAAUUUUUAUUUGAUGAACUCGCGAAUUCAAGCAAGUGUUGAAGUGGAACGCUAGGAACGGCUGUAUGAUGAGAUCCUUCUUUACCUCACAACAAAAACUAAUUUUUUCCCAACUGCAUUUAUUGAUGUCAUAGAGUCCUUUUUUAAAGGUUGCUAUUGACGAUCUUGAAGUUAUCUGUAUGGACCCAGAUAUGGAGUGCCAUUAUAAAGACCUUUUAGCGCAGUGGAAAUAUGAUGAGGAUAACAUAAAAUAUGUGUUGAAGGGAAUUGAAAAGAAACUUGAUGACUUGAUGGCAACGACCAAGUCUUCUACAGUGGGAACUACAGGCAAAGAAGGUUUGUAGCAACAAUGAAGAUAUACUAGGUUCACCAAUGUAAUUUUAUCACAAAACUCCGUCAAGAAAAUUCUGAUUUCCUAGCUUGCAUAAGCAAAAGAUACUGAUGCAAGGAUACGAUCAUUUUGAUAUGAGAUGCCUUGCAGUUCUCGUAAUGGCACUGAGAUCGAAGCUGCCUUACAACGUUUCGCUUUACAAUUAACAACAACAUUAUUGCAGUAGAUUAUAGGUAUAUUUAUUUUUUCUUUUAAACGGAAUGUACAAUUUACGCUUUUUAAGUUUAUAAAUUUCGGAGCUUUUGCUUUUAUUGCAGAAGCUUCGUUAGCGAAAUGUGGUGUGAAAACACUGCUUUUCCUCUCACAUUAUUCAUCACAUGAUUGGUAAGGUGAUUGGAAACCGCUGGUAGAGCCCUGUCUGUUAAUUUCAGGUUGUUUUCUUUUGAGAAAUAUCGCUUUUUUCACUUUACGCUUAAGAUCUGUAGGCUCUCUGUUCAGGGUGGAUGUCUGUUCCCGGCAAACUGAGUACCCCAUCCUUUCCUGGUGUAAACGGUUGUUUACUGUGCUCAGAAAGCCUUUUUCCUAGUGUUUUGACUGUUUAUCUGAUGUAGUGUUUCUUGCAAAGGUCAUAUUCAGUCUCAUGUAUCACCCAAGUAGUCAGCGAUACUAGUUUGUCCUUAGAAUGGCCCAGAAGGGCCAGACCAGAAUGUAUUGAUCUCAAACUUUUGGGAAAUUCUUGUCAGGUGUUCCAAAGGCUGCGGAUGUAUGGUAGCUCUUCGGUAGAAAUGUUAGCAUUUAUAACAAAGGUCGAGUUGUUCGAAAGAAAAUAAGCCAGCUGACACCUAAUUUUUAGAUCAGGAUUAACGCUAAUCGGGAUUUGAGCAAUCCGGCGUUCUUUUCUUUGCUGUGCACCACCUGAUUUUUUUUUACCAACCUGACAUCUCCUGACAACCUUUUUUUUUUUACAUAGACAAAAACUUGAAGCUAGAGGAGGUGUUGGAUACUUCUUCGGUGUGCAGAGAGAAAACUCACGAGAAUGGACCUUUGGCAACUUUCUGUAAACAGUGCAAGGUUUGCAUUUGUGACAAGUGUGAACAGACACGUCACAGCCAUCACACCACGGUGGAUAUCCAACAGGCAGCAGAACAACACAAAGUGGAUAUUGAAGAGGUGGUAAAAGAAAUGAAAAGAGGAAUUGCUGAUUAUGAGGGGCUCGUGGAAAGGAAACGAGAAUCCUUUAGAAAAAGCAAAGAGAGGAUUGUUACAGCACGCAAUAAAGUUAUGACCUCUGUUGAAGAACUUGUGCGUCUUUUACAGGAGCACGAGAAAACUGUGCUAACCAGUUUGGAUAUCAUUGAAGACAAAUUUCAAAGAGAGCACGCAGCUCAACUGGAACAUUUCCAGAUUUCUAUGAACCAGUUAGAAAAGCAUGUCGAGUGGUGCGAAGGGAUCUUACAGAGGAGCAAAAGCGUUGAAAUUCUGCAGGCUCAUCAAGUUCUUAUUGGAAGGUGCAAGGGUCUUCUGAAUGCAGAGAAAUUAAGCAUUUUCAAGGCAUCGCAUAUCAGAUACGAAAUGAAUAAAGAUCAUGUCGAGAAUGUGAGGAACGGAAUUCUAACUCUGGGUCAGGUUGUGGUUAGCAGUACAGAUCCUUUGCAGUCAGUGGCAGAGGGAUCGGGGUUGUAUCAAGGAGAUGUCGGAAGCGUAGCAACCAUUAAAAUAAGGACUAAAGAUUCUGAUGGAAAUCAAUGCUACGACAAAGACGAUAAGAUUGAUAUGAAAGUUCAGCCUCCAUCAGGAGAAAAUUACCUGAACCAAAUGAUUAGAUGCGGCAAUGAUGGUAAAUAUAUUGCUACUUACACACCAGAUUGUGUUGGACAACAUCAAGUGCUGAUCUCAAUUAACGGUGAACCACUGACUGGUAGCCCAUGGAGAGUUCUUGUAACCCCCCAUCGUUACAAAUCUUUAUUUUCAUUUGGUUCCCAUGGUGAAGGACAUCUAGGUCCUUCUUGUAUUGCAAUAGAUGACAUGUCUGGGAACGUUGCAGUGGCCGGCUUUCAUAAUGGAGUACAACUGUUUAGUUUAGAAGGAAAGCAUCUGAGAGAUAUUGAUGCUAACAACCUGACUAGUUCCAUUUCAGUAGCAUUCACCAAGUCAGGUGAACUCCUAGUGAUUGCUUCUUACAAGAUUUUUAGUUUCAAUGAAAGCGAAAAACUAGUAAAGCAUGUCGCAAACAAGCACCUAAAGCAACCACAAUGCCUGACGAUCGCAAGUGAUGGACGCAUGGUGGUCUGUGACUGUGGUGACCACACAGCUAAGGUUCUGUCCUCUGAUGGUUCACAGCUGCUACUCACCGUUAUGGAUCCUGAUGGUGCCAUCCCAUGGCAUGCUGUGAGUCAUCAUAAUAUGUUUUUUGUUUCCUACCCCUGGGCAGGUAAUGUCAAGGUGUUCACCGAGAACGGUACGUUUCUAAAAAGUAUCGGUGGUCUUGAAUCUGAUAACGGACAACUGAGUCGUCCUGUUGGCCUUGCAAUCGACAGGUUUGAUAACCUGGUCGUAUGUGAUUACGAUAAAGCAAGGCUUCAGAUUUUUAAUCCUGAGGGGGAGUUUGUAAGCGGAAUAGAAGGACAAAACAUUGAGCUUAGUAAUCCUCGUUCUGUCGCUGUGUCAAGCACCGGACGGCUGUUUGUCAUUGAUUUAGCCAGCCCCUUUGUGCAUGUUUUCCACUGA
Porites lobata is the source of this 3822-nucleotide messenger RNA. The record is from the annotation of a GenBank genome assembly. NCBI's taxonomy places the organism in Eukaryota, Metazoa, Cnidaria, Anthozoa, Scleractinia, Poritidae.